Messenger RNA from Lytechinus variegatus (green sea urchin), 2336 nucleotides. Its product is annotated as 2-hydroxyacylsphingosine 1-beta-galactosyltransferase-like. Lineage: Eukaryota; Metazoa; Echinodermata; Echinoidea; Temnopleuroida; Toxopneustidae. Bases 96 to 1697 code for a protein of 533 amino acids. The record is from RefSeq and is a predicted model, not a curated record. Gene Ontology annotation, molecular function: UDP-glycosyltransferase activity. The transcript has 4 exons.
CAUCAAGAAUGUUUGUGGGUUGAAAUUCACCACGGGAAUGUGCGUGAGAGAGGCCAUUGCUUGUUAUCAUCCUGUGUCAGUCUUGCUAUGUGAUUAUGAGAAUCGGUCUUGUACUCACGAUGAUCUUCCAGUGGACAUUUCUUGUUCUGUGCACCCUGAAACUUUUCAUACAUUUCCCAACCUGUGAUGCCCAUGAGCUCGUCUUGCCUUCGAACUUGGAGAAUGACGACGGCGGACGAAUUUUGCUAAUGUUUCAGGGUUGCGGUGUAAAGACAAGUCUUUUCAACCUUGGUCUAAGACUAGGUGAGAUACUAAGGUCAGAAGGCUAUAACGUGACCUUCAUGACUGUAACCCUACCGGGUGAUCAGAAUGAGGUAGAUGAUGGCAGCGAUCUUGGUGGUUUUUGCAGGGUUGACAUUCAUUCCGAGGGUGUGAGAAACGAGUGCCAUUCCUUGAAGGACAAAAUAUUAUCAAUGAGUGGAAACAGGAUAGUUGGCAUGCAGCAACUCUUAGGUCUUCUGAAGCCUCAGAGAAUCCUCUGUGAGGCACUUCUGGCAAACCAAACCACGAUGGCUCAUCUCAGGAACCUUGAACUGGACAUGAUUAUCAGUGAGUCCUUUGGUCCUUGCCACGUAAUCCUGUCCCAUCUCCUUGGUGGAAUUCCGAUCGCCAAUUUUUUAGUCGUGUCUCCAACUAUUCUUCCUCAUGCUCUAUUUCCUCAAACAAUUAUGGAUCAAACAUCUCACCUUGGGAGACUCCAAUCAACUGCUGAGAUGAUGAGCAUCCAUCUAUUCUAUCAUAGAUUAUGGAGUUUCUACAGCGAGAUUGCCAACAAACAUGGCAUCUCUGAACUGGGGAAUGUCUUUGAAUUUUCGUCUUCAUACGCUAAUGCAUCUCUUUGGUUUCUGAAUGCUGACCUUGUCCUUGAUUACCCUUUAGCUCUGCCACCAAACUUUGUCUUUUUAGGUGAUCUCACCUCCCACCCACCUCAUCAAAUUGUUGACCAAAGUCUUCGCCUUGCCAUAGCCGGUGCUCGCUCCAAAGGAAACAUCGUUGUCGUUUCCAUCAAUACCAUAGCUCGUCAGCUGAAGGAAACGACUGAAGAAGCCUUGGUGGAGGGGUUGUCCAGACUUCCCUUUCAGAUUCUCUGGCGGAAAGGUAGACCGGAAGUCCAGACAUCACCGACCGACAAUAUUCAUUACACUGGAUGGAUAAAAAACAAUGACAUGAAUGAUCUCCUCGGUCUGAACGAAACGGUUGCCCUUGUCACCACGGGAGGGCGCUGUGGUAUAAUGGAAGCGAUUUACCAUGGAGUACCGGUGCUCUGCAUCCCCCUGAUGUCUGAACACCAUGAAAACUGCGCCAAAAUCAAGAACAUCGGCAUGGGGAUCAUACUGGAUAUCAGUUCCUUGACGGAAAAUGACGUUUACAAUGCAGUCGUGAAGCUCACACUUGACAAAAGUUUUCAGACGAAUGCACAGAGAGCGUCACGCACCUUUAAGUCAAAGCAGCAAUCUGCUGGAAAACGUGUUGCAUUCUGGGUAAAACAUGUCCUCCAGAACGGAGAUGGACACCUGAAAAACGUCGGAUCUGGAUCGUUCUUUAGUUUGAUACAAUAUGCGUGUAUCGAUCUCAUCAUUCAAUUAUGUAUAUUAACUUUCAUUGCCAUUCUAAUCUAUCGUAAGAUGAAACAGUGAACAAUCAGAAGUUUUGAAUACACUAUAUUUUAAUUGUUAUGAUAUUUAUUAUAUUGAAUUGGCAAUCGGGUGUAUAACGAUUGUUGUAAGAGAUACACUUUUUUAAUUCGAAGCGAUUCAGUCUUCCGUUCAAAUUACAGACGCACAUAGUUUGAAAUUGAUUGAAAGUAUACUGAUGCUGUAGACAAUUAUACCAUCAAUCAAUCUUUAGAGUUUAUCGUACUUAUGAUAAAAUGAGUAAAUGGAAGCGAUUUGAUUCGGAAAUAUAGUCGCUCCUCUAUAAUUAGAUACCUCUCAUUUUUAUAAGGGGAAGUGCAUUAGCUUUGACCCCCCCACGCAUACACCCUUUGACUCCCUUGUACUCGUCUUCUGACUCUAUAAAAAUGUUUGAUAUUUCCCUCCCUACAUCAUACCUGCACGUCAAGAUGCCUUUUUUUUUACCUUCUCUAAUAUUCUUUCCAUUUUUUCAAAUGGAUUUCUUACGAGAAAGAACGUUGUGACACAGAGUGGACACUAAGUCACUGUGUUCAAAUUCCCUGAUUUAACAAAGUAAUUAUGAUCAAUCGGAGAAUGUUAAAGGGGUACUCCGGGCAAAAAAAACAUAAUUUUUAAAGAAAAAUCAUACAAACAAAACAUUGA